Lepisosteus oculatus (spotted gar) is the source of this 2162-nucleotide messenger RNA. It is a transcript of the gene aebp2, whose product is annotated as AE binding protein 2. Gene Ontology annotation, cellular component: ESC/E(Z) complex. The record is from RefSeq and is a predicted model, not a curated record. Lineage: Eukaryota; Metazoa; Chordata; Actinopteri; Semionotiformes; Lepisosteidae. Gene Ontology annotation, biological process: regulation of transcription by RNA polymerase II.
CACCUCCUCCUCCAGCGUCCCUGUUUCAACCUCCUGUGGAUCUACUGCACUCUCUGUUAUGUGUGUGUGUGUGAAUAGCAGAGACAGACGCAGGGGGGGGAAAAAAAACAGACAUUUCUCGCAAAGAUGGCUGCCGCUUCCACCGAUAGCGCCGAGCAAGAUUCCCCAUCACCUAGCAACGAGAACGGGGCGCCGCCGACAGGAGAGACCGAGGACCAGAUGCGAGGCCUGCCGCUGCCGGGACAAGAGCCGGGUGACGGGCAGGCGGUGAAAAUGGAAGAAACGAACGGCAACCGGGACAGGGAAGACGACGACGACGACGACGAAGAAGAAGAAGGAGAAGGAGGAGGUGUGGACGUGAAACCCUCGUCUGCAGCCAGGGCAGCCGAAGCAUCAGGGGCGCCCGGGGACGAGGAGGAAGACGAGGAGGAGGAUGAGGAGAUGAGCUGCGAGAGCGCCGCGGGCGAGGAGAGCUCGGAGCAGCGGAGCCCGGCGAGCAGCAGCGACCCCGGGGACGGCGCGGAGAAGGAGCUGAAGCCCGGACAAAGGGAGGAGAGCGAGUCCGGCUCCAGCGACUGCAACAAGAGCAAAGGCGAGGAUGCCCCGGAGAAAAACGGCAGCGGGGAGAGCGAACACGGGGCCGCCAAGAAGCGGAGGGCCAGCGUGGAGAUGUCAUCGUCGGACGGGGAGCCGCUGAGCCGCAUGGACUCGGAAGACAGCAUCAGCAGCACCCUGAUGGACAUGGAGAGCACGGUGUCCAGCGGCCGCUCCACUCCUGCCAUGAUGAACGGACAGGGCAGCACCACUCCCUCCUCCAAGAGCAUUGCCUAUACCUGCUGCUGGGACCAGUGCCAUACCUGCUUCAACUCGAGCCCCGACCUGGCUGAGCACAUCCGCUCCAGCCAUGUGGACAGACAGAGAGGGGGGGUUUUCGUCUGUUUAUGGAAAGGCUGCAAAGUAUACAAAACGCCAUCCACAAGUCAGAGCUGGUUACAGAGGCACAUGCUGACACACAGCGGAGACAAGCCUUUCAAGUGCGUGGUAGGCGGCUGCAAUGCCAGUUUUGCCUCUCAGGGGGGUCUGGCCCGGCAUGUCCCAACUCACUUCAGCCAACAGAACUCUUCCAAAGUGUCCAGCCAACCCAAGGUGAAGGAAGAGUCACCCUCUAAAGCUGGCAUGAACAAGAGGAGGAAAUUGAAGAACAAGCGCAGAAGAUCAUUACCAAGGCCACAUGAUUUCUUUGAUGCACAGACGAUGGAUGCUAUACGGCACAGGGCUAUUUGCUUGAACCUUGCAACACAUAUAGAGAGCCUGGGGAAUGGUCACAGUGUUGUUUUCCAUAGCACAGUAAUAGCAAGGCGGAAGGAAGACUCUGGGAAGGUUAAGGUUCUUCUACACUGGACACCGGAGGACAUCCUGCCAGAUGUCUGGGUGAAUGAAAAUGAUCGACCUCAGCUAAAGACUAAAGUUGUACAUUUAUCAAAACUACCACAAGACACUGCAGUUUUGUUAGAUCCUAAUAUAUACAGAACAAUGCCAAGGAAGAGGCUGAAGCGGAGAUUGGAAGACAAAAGUCCCCACGUGUAUGUUGGUCAUAGGAGGAAAGAAGCAUAUACAGAAAAAAAGUGCUUGUAAAUAUUUCUGCAGAUUUGUAAUAUAUUUUUAUACCGUGAAAUGUACUGUAGAUUGUUUUUCUUCAGCCUUUUUAGAAGCAUGAAAAUGAAAUGUAUAUAAUUUUGCUAGAAAUAAUUUUGAAGGAUAAUGUAAUUCGUUAGUUCUGCCAGAAUAAAACAUUUAAAGAGAAAAAUAAGCAAGCACCUUUCUUUUCUAACAGUACGAUAUGUAAUUAGCGGAUCAUUUGUGGUUUGUGCGCUGCUGCUGCUGCUGCUAUGACGUCUGUGUGUCAGGCUUGUAUCUUUUAAUUGCCGUGCUGGAAUUAGGCCAGGACAGUAUUAAUUUAAAAUCUGCCUAAGAAAAUGUUUUGCUAAUCUGUGAGGCUUCAUGGCAAUGCUUAGUUUGUAAAGAUAUGAAAUAAAACAAUGUACUCAAAUAGGCACUUCAUCUCUGUGUAGUUAUCCGUUGUACCUUGGGGGUGGGGGUGGUGUCUUGCUUUAACUUGGCUUCUAAGCUACAUCUUUGUAAUAAAACACUGAAAUCUGAAA